GGGUCAAAGUUCUAAAGCUUAGGGAUCCGGGAAGAUUCAGCGAAAGUGCGAGACGAUAGUGUGUUCUAGCUGAUCUGAACAAGACGUAUCUUUGAUAUAGAAGAGGUAUCUCCUAUUUCUUCAAGAGAUCUAUCAUGGAGGGCUCAAACUCACUAAAAACCACCGUCCUGAGAGCUGAAAUGGGCUAUCUUUGUGAGGAACUAGGAGACCCAGUGCGGUACAUACCUAGCCUGAGAUCCAAGGACCUUCUUGAUCAAAAGGACACCGACUUAAUACGGAGCCAAGUAACUAGUUUUCAAAAGACCCAGCAUCUGAUGGAGAUCCUGCUCAGGAGGAGAGGAGACAUGAGUGAGCAUCCAUUAGACAUUCUGACCACAGAGCUAAAGAAGCAGAAGGUCCAAGUACACAUCGCUAGGCGUCUCCAGCGCACACUCAAGAAGAAGCUCAAAGAAUCACAAUCCGAAACAGACGGGCCAGUAGACGGCUAUGAUCAACAGCCUCAUCGUACGUCUAACUCGUACCAGCGCCAGCCGAGCUCAAGCCACUCAUCAUCAGUAUCAGUGGACACACCUUCCCCCCAGUCUGUACAUUCGGCUCAACCACGGUAUGAUAUCAACCCCAACGUUGGUCCCAUCCCUAAUGCCCCGCCUCCUACCACCAUCUCGUACCCUCAGUCGUCAGACGACUACAUAGACCCAGAGCAUGGACAGUGUCCCGGCACACCCCCACCCUCCUCCUCACUAUACGCACAGGACAAUGGCUCCCUCGUGUCAAGCACACCCCCACACCCUCCACAUCACACUCUCAAGUCAGGAAUGCAGUACAUGUCUCUCAACAAUCACAUGUAUAACGGGGGGGACAGCUCUGAAACGGGAGGUCAAUCCACACGCAACAGCUACCCCUCUCUUCUCUCCGAUUCCUCCUACCCGAGUUACUCAACCGAAUCAUCUGACGUUGAAAAAGAGAAAUUACUCGCCACUAUCGAAGAACUCUCUCAGAUGCUAAACGAAGAAAAACGAAAGAACGUGCAAUUGACUAGAGAACUUAUGAAUGCCAAACAGGAGGUGGUUUUUUCCCGACAAGAACUAGCAGCAAGCAGAUCCAAGGCCAUACAAUCCGGUGAUACUAACGGUGGGCGACAACCAGAGUCUGUAGUUAGGCCCGGCACCCUCUUCCCAGUGCAUGAACAACAGAGACAUUAUCGACACAUGUCUCCAGCUCGAGCCGAGGCGAAAUAUUCGACCAGCUCCCAAGGAGACAAUCUCUCGAUGCGAUCUGCUAACAGCAGCACUUCGGUCAAUUCGAACUCCAGCCUUAACAACGUUUCUCGCACUCAACUUCAUAGUUAUGUUUGAACUGCACUCGCCGAACUGUAUUGCUUAAUCAUAUAAUUAUCAUCGAUCGAAUUUACAAAAAAACAACUCUCACACGUUUUGAAACUGAUUUAUCUAUCUAGCGAACACAUAAUAAUUGUAUAUAUAUAUAUGUACGUAUAAGUAAUGUGGACAUUUUUUUUAUCGUUUUCAUUGUACCAAUGAUGUUUAUUUUUGAUUGUGUAAAUAAAACAUUUUUAUGAUUCGAA
Molecule: messenger RNA, 1582 nt
Organism: Halichondria panicea
Lineage: Eukaryota; Metazoa; Porifera; Demospongiae; Suberitida; Halichondriidae
Exons: 4
Coding region: 135-1355 (406 amino acids)
Biological process (GO): regulation of apoptotic process
Source: RefSeq, a predicted model, not a curated record